CGGCCAACUUCACGCCGAGAGUGAGCCAAAGUGACAGUGACAGCUGCGGUCGAGCAAAUGCAAAUGAAAUAGAGAAGAAAUUUUCAACAAUUGCUAUUGUAGUGAAAAACUUAGAGUUGUAGAUAAAAAUGGGAAAUGAAACAUCUUUGCCCAUGGAAAUGUGCUCCAAUUUUGACGCGGAUGAAAUUCGUCGUCUGGGCAAACGUUUCCGGAAGUUAGAUCUCGAUAAUUCUGGCGCGCUGAGCGUGGACGAGUUCAUGUCAUUGCCGGAAUUGCAGCAAAAUCCACUGGUUCAGCGCGUGAUCGACAUAUUCGAUGCCGAUGGGAAUGGCGAGGUGGACUUCAAAGAGUUCAUCCAGGGCGUUUCGCAGUUCAGCGUGAAGGGCGACAAGCUGUCCAAGCUGCGAUUUGCAUUUCGGAUAUAUGAUAUGGACAAUGAUGGAUAUAUAUCCAAUGGGGAGUUGUUUCAAGUGUUAAAAAUGAUGGUCGGAAAUAACCUAAAAGACACUCAAUUGCAACAAAUUGUUGAUAAAACUAUCGUUUUCGCGGAUAAGGAUGAAGAUGGAAAAAUUUCAUUUGAUGAAUUUUGUUCCGUUGUUGGAAAUACUGAUAUUCAUAAAAAGAUGGUUGUUGAUGUUUAAAAAUGUAUUCAUAGAACACCUUAUUAUUUUUCUUUUUGUUUAAAUGUAGUCAAGAGGCAAUUAGUUAUUUUUGUUUUUCUUUUCUACCAUAUCUGUGUAUAGUUUCUUUUUCUUCUUUAACCAAUGAAAAAAUAAAACAUGAGAACAAAAAGAGCAAAUAUAUAUAUAUAUGAAAAGUUGGAUACUUUCUAUUUGAGUCAUUUUUUUGAGAGAAGAAAAGUGAGAAAAAAGUUGUCAAGAUAAGAGAAAUGAUCUUUUUUAUUUUUGGUUUUAAAUGAGUAAAAAUUACAUAAAGAAUAAAUUGAAGAAGAAAAAAAUGAUAAAGUGACAAUUACAAAAUUACUAGAUUUAAUAAAUAUAUAGGGUAAAAAUAUCAAAAGAGUAAUAAUAAAUUGAAGAGAUUCACAAUCCUUGCAUUUCAGUUCAGAAAUUCUUAAUGUGAAAAAAUAGAGUAAAUAAAAAGAAGAAAAAGAAGGAAAAGAAAACUCGUAGCUUGAUAAUUGAGAUGAAAAAAAAAUGAGAGAAUAGAUCCUAUGUCGAUAUCACGCCCUUUGUCUGAUUAAAACUUAAAGAAUCCCUUAUAUAUAUACAUGUAUGUACAAAAUUUGAGUUGUUUUUAUUUGUUUACUCCUUUUAAAAAAAACCACUUUUACGUUCAUCUGCACAUAUUUUUGACAAGAAAAAAAACAAGGUAUAAACAUUUAUAUAUAUAUUUUUUAUUUCUGCCAUAUAUAUUGUAGUCGAUAAAAUAUGUUUGUAAUUAAUGUGUUUGUAUAUGAUAAAAAAACAAGAAACAUCUUCUUUUCAUAAUCCAUUUUUCGUGUUAAAUAUAAAUUCCUUAAAAAUAUCUUUACAUUGUAAUACGAGAUGAGAUGAAAAAAAAACUUUAAAACUUAGAACAAUUUAAAAAAAAGAUGAAAGUCAUAUUACUUUUAAUGAAUAAAAUGACACUGUAUCUUGUGUAAAGUGUGCCAACAGAAGCGCUCGAAACUAAUAAUCCGAUAAAGUCACACAAGUUGAAACUCUUGGCUACUGCACAGUGUAUAAUUGUGAGAAAUUAAGCGGCGCGCGAAUGCAUUUCGGCGGGGUUUUGCGCGGAGUUUGCUGGAAAUUGUGUGUGCGGCAAAUGGAAUGUUAAUAGCUUUAUUAUUCGUCAAGAGUCGAUCCUUGUGCGCUGUCGCUAAAGUGUUAUAAUCUGAUAGCAUUCUUUUUAGUGCAAAAAAAAUGUGUAAAAUCUUCUGUCUUGCCUUUCGGAUGAGGUGGGGAGGGGAGGGGAGAGGAGGGGAUAAAAGCUGUGCGGAAAACCUUGCGAAAUGCACUCGAUUUGCGCCUGGUUUAAUUUGAUGCGAGGAAAGAAAUAGAAGAUCUCUGCCUUAUAAUAACUGUUUGUAUGAGUGUUUCAACAUUGGAGAGAAACAGUUUUAAUUAAAAAAAAAGAAGAUGAAAA
Molecule: messenger RNA, 2088 nt
Organism: Phlebotomus argentipes
Lineage: Eukaryota; Metazoa; Arthropoda; Insecta; Diptera; Psychodidae
Product: calcineurin subunit B type 2
Exons: 4
Coding region: 129-641 (170 amino acids)
Molecular function (GO): calcium ion binding; calcium-dependent protein serine/threonine phosphatase regulator activity
Source: RefSeq, a predicted model, not a curated record